Molecule: messenger RNA, 1547 nt
Organism: Spirodela intermedia
Lineage: Eukaryota; Viridiplantae; Streptophyta; Magnoliopsida; Alismatales; Araceae
Source: the annotation of a GenBank genome assembly
AUGGCGCCCUCGUCUGUCCUCACUUCCUUCUUCCUCCUUUUCUCGCUUGUUCUGCACCAUGUGGCCUCCUCUCUCAUGCCCGCAGCCGUCCGGGUGCUCAUGAACUACGAGAAGAUCCAGCUCCAGUCGGUCACCGGCCCGGAGAGCCUCGCCUUCGACGCUGCCGGAGGCAGUCCUUACACCGGCGUCUCCGACGGGCGAGUCCUGAAGUGGAAUAGCCCCUCUCGCGGGUGGGUCGAGUUCGCCGUUCCCAAACCAGAUAGGUGACGAUCGUAAACUCACAGUGCCAAAUUAGACAAUUCGAUUAUCUAACAUCUUACAAUUUUUGUUAGCAUCAAUGUAUGAAGAUAUAAUGCACCUUCGACGGUCUCUCUCACUCUCUCCCUCACGAUGUUAACAGGAACGGAGCACGUUGUAAUGGCUUGGCGGUCCCCGAGAUGGAGGACAGAUGCGGGAGGCCUCUUGGGCUGCAGUUCCACAGAGCCACGGGGAACCUCUACAUUGCCGACGCCUACUACGGCCUCCUGGUGGUCGGUCCCGGUGGCGGGGUGGCGACGCGGCUCGUCUUCGCUGCCGAAGGUUAGCCCUUCGGCCUCACCAACGGCGUCGACGUCGAACAAGAGAGAGGGUUCGUGUACUUCACUGAUAGCAGUACCCAAUUCCAGAGAAGGUCCUCACUGCCUCCAUCUCUUCCUUUCCCCACCCUUUCAUUCAUCUUCGUUACAGUUCUCUGGCUGCCUGACUCAUAAAGAAUCGCCACAAAACUAUACGUUGUUCACAAUUGACAUCAGUGGAAUUUGAACAUAAGCGAACAAUGCUGGAAUUUUCUUAUAUCGAACACUUGAUGUUUAACCUAUGUCGAUAAUAUUAUAUUUUUAUAGUAGAUCAACGUCUAGCUGAGCUGAGAUAUAGAAAGGGUCAGCUAUGUGGAGCUAGAUUUGCUAUACCUGAUAUAUGUUGCCACUGUUUGGUAGAAUUUUGUCAACUCGGAUCUUCAAGUAAAGACGAACAUACCACGAAAUAUUCAUAGAUUUCAUCCAAGGUUGAAAUUCUGAAGAAGAUUUCUCAUCUCUCUUGUCUCCAGUUCGAGGGAAUGGAUCGCUGCCAUCGCCGCCGAAGACGCCAGGGGAAGGUUCAUGAGGUACGACCCCAGAACGAAGCAGACGGAGGUUCUGCAGAGAGGCCUGCAAUUCCCCAACGGCGUCUCCCUCAGCGAGGACGGCCGCUUUGCCGUCAUCGCCGAGACGACGCGGCGGAGGUCGCUUAGGUACUGGCUCAAGGGUCCCAUGGCGGGGAAGUCGGAGGUCUUCUCCCAGCUCCCCGGAUUCCCGGACAACGUGAAGGGGAAUCGGCAGGGGGAGUUAUGGGUGGCCAUCGUCUCCAUCUCAGGGAAUGUGAUAGGAGUUAGGUUGGACGCGAAUGGGAGGACUGUGGAGCUUCUGCAUGAUCGAAGCAUAGAGAAUACCGUCAGCGAAGUGUUGGAGAACAACGGAACCUUGUGGCUGGGAUCCAUCGAACGGCCUUUCGUCGGCAUGUACAGUCUCUGA